AUGAACAAAGUGGUUCUAAAUCUGCUUAUAAUAUAUUAUUUACUAAUUUACAACAUUGCGCAUUCGCUGUCAGAGACAAUGAUGCCUCGGAGCAACUGUAUGAACAAUUGA
Molecule: messenger RNA, 111 nt
Organism: Blumeria graminis f. sp. triticale
Lineage: Eukaryota; Fungi; Ascomycota; Leotiomycetes; Helotiales; Erysiphaceae
Source: the annotation of a GenBank genome assembly